This is a messenger RNA of Chlamydomonas reinhardtii, 3593 nucleotides long. RefSeq lists its product as uncharacterized. Lineage: Eukaryota; Viridiplantae; Chlorophyta; Chlorophyceae; Chlamydomonadales; Chlamydomonadaceae. The record is from RefSeq and is a predicted model, not a curated record. The transcript is spliced from 10 exons. Bases 728 to 2347 code for a protein of 539 amino acids.
AAGUGGCAGGUGGCGGUGACAGCUAGGAAGGAGGGCACGUUGCAGCAGAAAGGCAGGCGAAUGAGGCAUGCUGAUGCGCCAUGACGUGUGGCUCCGCCGACCAUUGGCCACAACCCGCAUGACCCCAAGCAUGCACCCGCUGCUUCAGAGCGCUAGCCAAGGGACCCGUGUGCCCUCCACUGCUCCACACGACCACACCCAUGUCCACCUUCCAGGCUUCCGACAGGCCAUGACAGGCAGUGAACAUAAGAACAGGUGAGCACUCAUGCGUUCACUGACUCAGACUGACUAACACUAAGUAAAAGGGCUCGGUGUUGGCUGAGUGGCUGACUGCGAAUGUAUCAACAGGUGACGUUUGCGAGCUAUUGGCAAGUAUGGCAACACCAGCAGGCAGCCAGGCACCAGGGCAGGCUGAGAAGUCGGCGUCACACGCCCGUACUGCGCGCCGAGAAAUCCGAAUCCGACGCCGAAACACCGUGACUGUUUGGUCAAGUCACUGUGACUGCGUGAUAUGAGAUGCCCUUCAAUACUGUAUAUGCAUGUGAGUGCAGUCGCAUGUAAAACCUGGCGAGUCUUGCCGCUUGUCGAGGCAGUCUUGUCACUCACUGUCAGACGAACUGUGUUUUUCGAUUGCCCCGAGGCGCCAUAGCUGUUUUUAUGCUCUUGCACCUGCAUCCUCCACAUCUAGCUUGUCAUUGGAUAUGGCAUAACAAAAUGUUCUCUAGUUAUGGCCGCGAAGAGCUUGCUCGGCUCGCUGUUCGCCUUGCUAGUGGCCUUCUUCGCUAGAGCACUCGCUUGGCAAUCAAACCUCGGCGUUUUGCAUUUGCCGAAGCUUUAUGCACGUGCUCCAAUAGCAGAAUCAGGGCCUCCUCCGCUCGUUGCCACCAUUGAACUGGAUGUUUGGGCGAGGAGAGUUGGAGGCCCCCAACCAGCAUAUGCUCUACCUCAUCAAGGAAAACCAGCGAUUCGACUUCUGGUUUGGAUUGGAUACGCGCCGGAUCCGCACAUACGUAGCUUUGGGCAUCUGGCGUUGCCCGUGGAUCCCCGGGCAUGGGCUCCGCAGCUCGUGCUGGAGCCGGAGGGGCCUAGCCCUGUGAUCCAGUCUGUGCUGGAGAGUCGGCUCAAGCUGCUCGAGGUGAUCGGGGGCCACCAGCUCCGCCCGUACUCGCUGCGGUUUGAGCUACCACCGGGCCUAGCCAGUGCCACUUGCUUCAGGCUGCUGGAGAGGAGCUACCCCGACCAUAAGCAGCCCUUCUGCCUGCCAGUGGAGGGGCUGGGGGUGGGCGAGCUGCCCGCCUUCGCGGCCCUGCCCCGCCGCUUCCGCGAGUGGUCGGGUGCUGACGCGGGAGACGAGGUACGAACGGUGUCGGUGUGCGACCAGCUGGCGCCGCCGCAGCGCUACACGGACGGCGUGCCAGCGCUGUGGGCGGUGGUGGGGCCGCCGCGGCACCCGCACAGCGACCGCGACUGGGGGCAGCACCUCCAGCAGAUCGCCAUUCGUACGGUGCACUACCUGGCGUACCACGUGGCGAUGGGGAUGUCGGGGCUGCUGCUGUACACGGACGCGGUGCAGCGGCACUACCUGCGCCGGGUGCCCGCGCUGCAGCCCUACCUCACAGCAGGGCACCUCAGGCUGGUGGACUGGGACCUGCCGGAGCGCAACCACGCAGACGACGGGCGGGGGAGACCGCUCGGGUACAACUAUGACCAGGCCCUGGUGACCAGCCAUGCGCUGCUGGGGCUGUCGGCGUGUGGCGCCAACCUGCUGGUGCUCACCACCGACUUCGACGAGUAUCUGUACUCGCCCAAGCCCGGCGUGCGCUGGCCGGACUCAUGGGCCGCCUGCAUGCCGCGCCAGUCGCCGCCGCCUCAGCAGCGGCCGGUGGCGGUGUGGGGCCUGAUGCGCUUCGAGCUGCUCAGCAGUGCGGUGGCGCCGCGGGAUGAGGCGGCGCUGUGGAGCGCGAGCCCGCAGCCGGCAGGGGAGGAGGCAGGCGCGGCCGCAGUCGUAGCGCAGAGCCCGCUGCUGGCCUACUAUGACCGGCGUGGGGCUGAGCCUAUCAACCGUGUGCACGCCAAACACAUCCUCAUGCCGGGGAGGGAGGUGGUGUCGUUCUUCGUGCACGAGGGCGCCCCGCUGCACGGCGCGCGUCAGUUCGUGGAGGCCGACUGCCUGCAGCUGCUGCACGUGUCCAACUACUGGCGGCCGCGCAGCCACGGCGGCAACGGCUCCCUCCAGCACCUGGACGCCGGCGAGUUCGUGGAGUUCAGGCACUGGAUGGCGGCGGGCGCGGCGGCGGCGGCAGCGGAGACUGCAGCGGGCGGAGCGGCAACAGCCACGUCAAGAUGAAGCGCGGGCACAGACGGCUAGCUAGCAGUAAUCAAGCCGCCAGCUCGAGAGCAUGGGGUGUCGAGGUGUCCGCGUGCUCGUGACACGCCUUGGUCAAGCGGGCGCUGGGCGCUCUUGCUCUUACUCUAGAGUGGUAGACAUCGGGGAGGUUAGGCCCAGACUGGGCCCCCAAAACCCUGGAGCCCCACAACCCCACCACACGAUUCACCGCCUGCAUACGCUGAUCAAGGCUGGCACAUGGGUGAAAACUGCCAGCGAACUGUGAUUGUUUCAUUUGGGCUUACAAAUGCGAGACACAAUAGCUAGCUUCAUCGCAAGGGACGAAGCAAUGACUCGUAAAAUUUGUAUGUCUAUGAAGAGCCAUGUCCAUAGGGUUAAUGGUAAUGUGCAGGUCAGUGAUGUGAUCUUUCCUUUUGGGUGGUGGGAGUGUGCUGCCUAAGCCGCAGUGCAGCUUUGGGGUAACCCAUCUGGUUUGACACAGAUAGCUGUUGGAACAUUAGUACGGGCACUGAAGGGCAAAGCACGUGACCGGCUUGCUCGUGGGAGUACCUCAAAUGCUGUCACUGGUGAGGUGGCAGCGGUGUGAUAUAUGUAAUGUUUGCGGCAUGUCCGGGAGUAACGCAUGGCUUGCCAGUAGGCAAUAAUGCCGCUGCGAGUGACUACUGUACGGAGUGGCUAGUCGGGUGCAUGUUUAUGAUGCUGUUUGGGGUUGGGGAGAGGGGCUGCAUGUGCGACUGCUGUCGCCUGUGCGUGUUGUCCCAGCGAGUGUACGAAGAACGGGCGGCCGGCCGGUGUCGUAACUGCAAUAACUCCGAGGCGACCGCUAGUGCUGGUCAGCUUACAUGUGACCAUUUGACGCGGAGUGCAGUCGUGGUGUGAAAGACCAGGGCAGGGAAUGUAGAUCAGGUCAUGUAUAUAAGUACGGAAGACCUUCGCAAUCGUAGGUACCAGAGCUAGCAGCAUAGCAGGGUUGCACCACAGCAGCAAGAGGUUGACAUUUCUGGCGUCUCAAGCCAGAGUAGGGACUAGUCCUGUGUGGUGUGUGACGCAGUAGUACAGGCAGUUGCUGCCUACGGUAGGAUCGGAAACGCUGUCUCUAGACAGGGGCAAGUGGUUUCCGUUCCUAGGCGGAGUUGUGAGCCAGGCUGAGCGGCAGCUACCGGCCUAUCCCGGGCAUUUGACACGCAGCUCCUGUAGGGGAUGCCCGCGCCCGUGCGCUUGCCCGUACGGUAAAUCGGUGAUCGCA